Messenger RNA from Diabrotica virgifera virgifera (western corn rootworm), 931 nucleotides. Its product is annotated as KH domain-containing protein 3-like. Lineage: Eukaryota; Metazoa; Arthropoda; Insecta; Coleoptera; Chrysomelidae. The transcript is spliced from 4 exons. The record is from RefSeq and is a predicted model, not a curated record. The coding region runs from base 151 to 762 and encodes 203 amino acids.
AAAAUUCCAAAUUAAAUCAAAAUUUGAAUAAAAAAUAAUUAAAAAAAUAUUUAGAACGGCUAACCGGUCCGCCAAAAAUCCGCAAUACUGGACUUUUAUAAGGAACGAAUUUUUGACCAGCGUCGUCAGUAGUGAAUUCUGCUUAGCAAAAUGAAGUUCCUUUUGUGCCUCGCUUUUGUAGCUGUAGCCUAUGCAGCAAACGAUGCAAAACCAAAACGUAGUCUUUUGUAUGAUACAUCUUACUUAGCUCCUGGUCUUAGCACUUACGUAAGCCCAGCUCAGGCUCAGACUCAUGAAUACCGCACCAUCAACCAACACGUAGGAGUAAUCGUACCUCAACCUUACCCAGUAACAAUCGAGAAGAAAGUUGCUCAACCAGUUCCAUAUGCAGUUGAAGUACCAAAACCAUACGCCGUACCCGUUCAAGUGAAUGUUCCGGUUGAAGUGCCAAGGGCAGUACCAAUUAAUGUAAUCCAACCAGUACCUGUCCACGUAAAAGAACAUGUACCUGUAGAAGUACCAAAGCCUUACGCUGUCGAAGUUACAAAGGCUGUACCUGUCGAAGUAGUGAAGCCUAUUUUAGUUAAGGAUAAACAACACGUCGCUGUAAAUGUUCCAGUCCCAUACGCCGUUGAAGUAAAUACUCCCGUAAAAGUAAAAGUACCAACUCCAGUCUAUGUAAAAGAACCUCAUUACGUUCACACAUACCAUACUUAUUCUUCUCUUCCUCAAGAGUGGAACUAUCUUGCUCCAGCCUUCUAAAUUAUGGAUAAAUGUGUAUUAUAAAUGAAGUGUUCAAAAGAAAAAAUGUUUGGAUGAAAUUAAUUUAUUUGUAUUAGGUUUGCAUGAGAUUUUCGGUAAUACCACUGUUUUAUAGAAAGUCUCAUGCAAUGUUUGAUGUACAUUUCAAUAAAACAAAAAAUGAUACAAA